This is a messenger RNA of Trichomycterus rosablanca, 1136 nucleotides long. RefSeq names its product urate (5-hydroxyiso-) hydrolase a (gene uraha). Gene Ontology annotation, molecular function: hydroxyisourate hydrolase activity. The coding region runs from base 325 to 744 and encodes 139 amino acids. The transcript is spliced from 5 exons. The record is from RefSeq and is a predicted model, not a curated record. Lineage: Eukaryota; Metazoa; Chordata; Actinopteri; Siluriformes; Trichomycteridae. Gene Ontology annotation, biological process: purine nucleobase metabolic process.
CACACCUGUACUUUGGACUGACAGGUAAAAGACCCAGAGGUCAGUGACUUACACUGCACCAGCUUCAUCCACAAUACAGACAUCCUACCUGUGCACUAGCCACCCAGAAGCACUGGACGCCAGACAGGAAAAAACCAGAGAAAGGACUGUAAACUGCAAUCUGCACAUCAUUUAUUCAGUUCACUACAAUAUGAUUUACUUUAGUAAAUGACUUCAAGGUUAAGGUGUGUGAGCAAUUAAUUCCUUAAAUUAAGUCUCAGUUAAAUUGUUCGUUGGACUUCAAGACCUUGAUAACCGACUGCUAGAAAAAUACAAGCUUUGCAGAUGAGCAAACGACUGCAGCGGAUCAAAGACCAUAUCCUGUCAGCAAAUCAGUGUUCAGAAAUGAGUGCUUCUCUUCCAAGCCCUCUUACUACCCACGUGUUAAACACUGGCCAUGGUAUACCAGCUGCCAACAUGGCCCUCAGUUUGCAUUUACUGGAUUCUACAUCACUGGCUUGGAAGCAGCUAAUAACAGGAACUACAAAUGAAGAUGGACGUUUCCCAGGCCUCAUCACUAGAGACGCUUUCAUACCUGGUACUUAUAAGAUGCGCUUUGAGACUGGGCAGUACUGGGAAGGACUGGGGGAGACUUGCUUCUACCCAUAUGUUGAGAUUGUCUUCACCAUCACUGAUGCAUCCCAGAAGUUUCACAUCCCACUUCUACUAAGUCGCUUUUCUUACAGCACCUACAGAGGAAGUUAAAUAGUGCAAUAGUUAAAUUGCCUCAAAGCAAUCAGUUCAAAUUUAUCUAUGUUUGAUUAUGGAAUUAUGUGCUUUCAGUUUCACAUCAAACAUGCUGAUGUUACCCAUUGGUUGAGGAUCCCCUAAAGGUAGCUCUGCUAUGUGAAUGUCGAUGGUUUUUGACGGUCAAUAUAAAAGGUUUAAGGAUAAAUGCUGUAAAAGAACUACUGCAAAAUUACUGUUGCGUAUUUAUCCUCUGUAUUUGUGUUACUUGUAAAUGUAAAUGUUGGAAACCAAACAUUUUGUAGGAGGACAAAUUGUUGAACACUGUUAGAGAUCAGCACCACAAUGUUUAGUUGAUUUACUGUCUAUCUGGUUACUAGGUAUUUGAAUAAAACACUAAAUUGCUAACA